Oncorhynchus kisutch (coho salmon) is the source of this 5480-nucleotide messenger RNA. Its product is annotated as probable E3 ubiquitin-protein ligase IRF2BPL. Gene Ontology annotation, cellular component: nucleus. Bases 2796 to 4805 code for a protein of 669 amino acids. NCBI's taxonomy places the organism in Eukaryota, Metazoa, Chordata, Actinopteri, Salmoniformes, Salmonidae. The transcript has 5 exons. Gene Ontology annotation, molecular function: transcription corepressor activity. The record is from RefSeq and is a predicted model, not a curated record. Gene Ontology annotation, biological process: regulation of transcription by RNA polymerase II.
AACGACUCCAUUGUUUGCUUAUCUAGCUAUCUAACAACUUGCAAGGCAAGUAUCACGGUCACGUUCAUAUUACCCACCUUGAUGCAGCAGACUCUCCCACUGUGGUUCCAGCAACAGCUUUUCCAGAACCUUCCAGCCAGUGGAGGGAGUAUGAGACCCCAGCUCCUCUCAGGUUAAACCCAAAGGCCACACUCUGGAACACCACUAAACUCCGGAACACCCAGAACACUGCACAGCUCCAGGACACAGAAUACAUCUCACACAGUGCAAGGAAACUUCUGGAGGCCAUCCCUAACAACAGCAGCAGCUUGGCAGCCAGAGGUGUGCAGCAGCAGUUUUCUUAUGGUUGCCAUAGCAACACCCACCGAUGGCAAACAGUGCAGUCCAGGACCGCUUUGCUCUGUCUCCUAGCUCAGAAGGAUCCCCAUGGCAACGGCAGCAGCAUUUGUCAGCUUCAUCAGAGAGUGAGAAGAGAGUAGAGCGAGAUGGGGAGAGAGACAUCAGCACAGUUGGGAUGUGAGCGGCUCAGUGUAUGCAUGAGGGGCCGUGGGGAUAUCACAGGAUCCUUUCAGGAUGGAGGCAGGCGGGAACUAUUAACCUCCUCUGCUUUGUUUUGUGUAAAGCUAUAUGUAUUUGGUUGUUUUAAAGUCGUCUGAGGCAGAAUUUGUAAAUCGUUUUAAUUGUUGUGAUGUUGAGUUCUGCCUGUGAUUAUUUAUAGUACUGACCUUCCACUUACAUGGAUGGAUGUACGUUAUUGGGUAGUUUGGCUAGUUGAUGUGGUAUAGUUUUGUAAUAAGCCUAUGUUUGAAUUGUAUCCAUAUGUGUAAACCUAAGAGAGAAGGCACUGUUUUGUCAUUUGCUUUUAGGAUCAUUCAGACUGUAAAAAAAAAAAGAGUUUGCGCUCCACACUUAAAUCAAGCAAAACUAUUGGUGUUGGAAUUGUAUUGAGCCUCGCCUGGCACGCAGGCCCAGUGUUGGAAUAAAUGGCACAAACCCUUUUUCUUCCCAUGCCACACCUUUUUCUGCCUUAUUCUGUUGACUGAUGAUGGCUGCUCUUUCAUUUGGCUGUCUGUCACAAUCCCUGGUGCACAAAUAGAGUGAGAAUUGUCCACAUACAGCCCACAUAACAACCUCGCCUGCUGCUGGUAGUCAUUCAGCCUGAUCUGUAUUGCACAGACUCUGAAUAAAAACCAGACUCCAUCUUCUCUUUUUGUGGCGUUUCUAGCUUCCCCUGCCACUGAUGGGCUGGUCUAUGAAACUAAAUCAUGUUUUCUUGGUUAUUUGUUUAGGUGCAUUUAUUUCAUGUGGUCAGACUCUGCAUUAUACAUCAUAUACUGUCACCUCAGAGACAUCAGUGCUUGUAAUUUAAAGUGAGUCUGAAAUGUAUCAAAACACAGUAUUCACAAAUACACACAUGUGCAACCAGUACCCAUGUAGCCUAACAGCAUGGCACAUUUUUGGUGCAGUGAAAGCAACAUUGUUUUGGAAAAGCAGCGGCAUGGUGCAGACUCUUUCUUGGCCAAGGAUGGAGGACCACACCACCAAGAUACAGUACCGUGCCAGGCCAGCGGUAUGUGGAGACUGCAAUAAACUACUUUUCCUCCCUCCCUCUGCUGCCAUUGUUUUUCUUUCUUCACUCUCCUUCUCUCCCAGUUGAAUAACAGGGGAAAAUGAUUCUCUGCCUGCCUACUGGGUGUUGUUAAUCAGGAAGGGAGACUGGGGGAAAAGGGGAAGGAAGGGGCGGAGGGUGCGCAGAGCAGGCUACUCUUGUCUGUGCAGUAGGUAAACAAUCGAAAAUUAGGGAAAAUAUCUCUAGUUCAACUAGCCCAGUGUUAUUUUUAUUGCAGAGGGAUCGACUCUCUUAUUUUAGCCAUCACACUGUGCGUAUAUUUUCUUUUGGCGAAUAUAUUAAACGUUAUUGUAAUCACACAUGCCUAUUGCAAUGAAUGUUGCCAAAUUAAAUCAGAUUAUCAACAUAUUUUAAUCAGAAAUUAAAAAGAUAAAGGUAUAUUAAAGGCUUUCGCUCCAUUACCUAAUGGUAGCCUAUAGCCAGGCGUUUUCCUUUUAACCAGGUUUUUUGCUCGAUAGUGGUUUGAUUAAGAUAAUGCUUUUUGAUGCUCCUGCACUGCGAAAAACCAACACAACGCAUAACAAAUUGAAUUGUUUCGUAAUCGUAAAUUGCUUUAUGCUAUUGAAGGUUUCGUUUUGCUGACAUAAGCAAAAGUAACCUAUUUGAAACAUAAUACAUUUGUAUUUAAUAAUAAUUAAUGUAUAUUAAUGAUAUCUAAUAUGACAUCUAAUAUAAUAUAGUAUUGACACAUUAUUUCGCAGUAGUAAAAUACAUUCAAAGUCCAGAGUUGUAGAAACCCAUAUUCUGCUUUAUGUAAUUUGGUCAGGAUUGUGCGUUAGUGUUCGCUCCCAGUCCAUUCAAAAGAUUAGAAGGGAGUGGUUUGAGCUUUGCGUGUUAGGAAAGCAACAAGUGGCAUGUCUUUUUUUUCUUUUUUUUUAUGAACUGCGGAACGUGGUGCCUACGUCACUGCUCUAGCCAGGUGGCAUUCCAAACUGGGGAGAGGAGACGUGGAGGCACAAUCAAAAUUUCAAAUCACAAACCGAGUCAGGAUGUGAGACGCGUGUAAAGCACAUUUCAGUCCUACAACCGAUCACUGCUCGUCACCGGCAUCAGAAGAGGAGUAGGGAAGGAAGAGGGUUCCUUUUUUGGGGCAAAUUCACGGACUGAAAAUAAAAAUUGCAAUCAUAAUCUGGGGGGAAAAGGACCAGGGCAAGGGACAUUCAACAUGUCUUCUGCACACGUAUCCUCAUCUCGGAGACAGUCAUGUUACCUGUGCGAUUUACCCCGUAUGCCGUGGGCUAUGAUUUGGGAUUUUACGGAGGCAGUGUGCAGGGGUUGUGUGAAUUAUGAAGGUGCAGAUCGGAUCGAGUUUGUUAUCGAAACUGCACGCCACCUCAAACGUGCUCAUGGUUUCCAAGAGGGGAGAUCCCCCGGUCCACCGCCGCCGCCCACAGUCAAAACCCAGGCGGCAAUAUCAGGCAAGGAGACGGUGCAAAUCAACCAUGUGGACGGACCAUCUAAACAACAACAACAACAACAGUCGGGGAUGGACCGCUACUCUCUGAACGCAGAGAGACCUCGCUUUGACUACUCCAGUAUUGGCGCCCAUGCCAGCAGACUUCCGAAUGGAAUGAGCGGUCCAAAUGGGUUCCCAAAACCGGACGAUGGUCCCCCAGAGUUGAACCGACAGAGUCCGAACUCCCGUCGGAGCCAUGGUCUAGUUGCGGUCCCAGGACAAAUGAAUGUCCCCCCCAACCUUCUCCCACAGACCAUGUUGAAUGGACCCUCCUCGGCAACAGCCAUAGCCUCGCAUAGCCUGUCUAGCCGCCCCCCACCAUCCAUUGUGGGACCCUCUUUGUCCACGUCCUCUCAGUCAGAACAAGGUAAACGACCAGGUUCUGUGUCAAGCACUGACCAAGAGAGAGAUCUGAAAGAGAAACAGCGUAAUGCGGAGGCUUUGGCUGAGCUUAGUGAAAGUUUAAGAAAUAGAAACGAAGACUGGGCAAACAAACCGAAAAUAGUAAGGGACACUUUGCUUACUCUUUCAAACAGCUCCCCGUUUGAUGUGAGAUUUAAAAAGGAUCAUUCACUCGUGGGCAGGGUGUUUGCUUUCGAUGCAGUGUCAAAGCCUGGCAUGGACUAUGAAUUGAAAAUAUUUAUCGAGUACCCAAGUGGAUCUGGUAAUGUAUUUUCCAGCGCAUCGGGGGUGGCCAAACAAAUGUAUCAGGACUGCAUGAAGGACUUUGGCAGAGGGCUCUCCUCGGGUUUUAAAUAUUUGGAGUAUGAGAAAAAGCAUGGUUCUGGGGACUGGCGACUCCUGGGUGAUUUGUUGCCCGAGUCGGUCCGAUUCUUUAAAGAGGGGCUGGGGGUUGAAAUGUUGCCACAGCCCUACAUUGAUGCCAGCUGUCCAUUGCUGCCCACUGCUUUGGUCAACAUCCCUCGUGGCUUGCCAUCUGCGAGUGCCCCGAGGAUUGGCGUGCGUAAGCGUAAAGCCUCCCCAGAACCUGACUCCGCAGAGAGCGCGCUGAAACUAUCUGAACAAGAACAACAGAGGCAGCAGUGGAUGGCCAGCCAGAGCGAGGCGUUAAAACUGACGAUGGCAUCCGGAUCAUUCGGUACCUCACACGGGGCACCCCCACCGCUCGGCCCUGGUCAUUCUGUUCACUCAAGCCGCGCUACGCCCCCUGAAUCAACGCCCCAGAAUGGACAGUCUCCAAUGGCCGCGCUCAUGUCUGUCGCGGACACGUUGGGCAAUGCGCACUCCCCGAAGGACAACAACUCAGUUCACUCCACCACAUCCACCAGGCAUAACAGCAGCAGCCCGGUUUCGCCCGCCUCUGUUUCGGGGCAGAGGCGUUUGGCUUCCCGUAACGGAGAGCUCAAUCUAUCUGGGGGUCCCUCCCAGUCCAAUGCGCAUUCUGGCAUGGAUCAGGUCCACGCGCAAAACAUUCCAGAUUCGCCCAUGGCUAACAACGGACCUCUGUGUUGUACCAUUUGCCACGAACGUUUAGAGGAUACCCAUUUCGUUCAGUGUCCGUCAGUUCCCAACCAUAAAUUCUGUUUCCCUUGUUCCCGAGAGAGCAUCAAAGCGCAGGGAGCAACUGGCGAGGUGUAUUGUCCUAGCGGAGAAAAAUGCCCCCUGGUAGGUUCUAAUGUGCCUUGGGCGUUCAUGCAAGGUGAGAUAGCAACAAUAUUAGCUGGGGACGUUAAGGUAAAAAAGGAGAGGGACCCAUAGAUAUGUCCUAUGGCUUCCCAUAGAAACGUGCAUUUUAGUCCAAUAUAUACAGUAUACACAUGUGAAUACUCAAAACGUACAAAAAAUUGUUGAUGUACAGAGACGUCCCUCCUUCUCAUAUUUCUGUUUUUUUGAAGCAACGGAAUAGUACAGUAUGUGAUGUCACCUAAUUUUAUGGGGGGUGUUUUGACGGGUACUAGUGUUGUAUUUGGAUGACAGUGACGAGUCAAAGCACGUUCACUUUGUUAUCACUGCUGCCGUUUUCCCCUCCAACUCAUGCACUUAUCUCAUUAUAAAAAGGCCAGUUUAAACUCCCAAUGAAUACAUGUCUGUAAAAUGAAAAUACGCAUAGUAAAUAUCCAAUAACAGUAAUGACAAUUUGCCCUAACUCCUAUAUUGGGUACAAAUCAUUCUGAUUACUUUUUUUCGUUUAUUUAAUAUAUUCAUUUUUUAGUUUUUUUUUUACAGCAAGUAUCUCUUUUCUUCUUGUGAUCGAAAAUAUUUUACUACGUGUUAUUCAUUUCUCUUCCCGUUUGCUUUGAUGAUGCACGGAUGCUUAAAAAGGUAGAGCAAAAUGCUGUACAUUAAUGUAAACUGUUUGUUUAUACAUUUCUGUAGUAACAGAAGACUUGUAAUGUGCCUUGGAGCUGAGUAAAUUGUAAUAAAUUCCAUUGA